GUUUGUCGUAGCAGCACCAUUUCACCAAGUCAAAUUCCUAUACAUGCAAAUGUAUUUGGCAAAUAAAAGAUGAUACUGAUAGCAUCCAGUGUGUUUACAAAUGGCCAUUCUCUUCAUGUGUCUGUACUGUAGCACCCGGUAUACUGUGUAAACGUGGUGGGAACCCAGAACGCCAACAACCUGAUCACCGUGUCCACAGAGGGCAGGAUGUGCUCCUGGAGUCUUGACAUGCUCUCUCAGCCACAGGAGAGCAUGGAGCUGGUGUACAACAAGUCUAAAGCGGUGGCUGUGACAGGCAUGGCGUUCCCCACUGGUGACGUCAAUAAUUAUGUGGUGGGGAGAGAGGAGGGAACCGUGUACACCGCAUCCAGACACGGCAGCAAGGCGAGGAUCUGUGAAAUGUUCGAGGGCCACUAUGGGCCUGUGACGGGCCUCAGCUAUCACAACGUCGUUGGCCCUGUAGACUUCUCCCACCUCUUCGUCACCUCGUCGUUUGACUAGACUAUCAAACUGUGGAGCACUAAGGUAAGAAGAGCUCUUUAUACUGGACUGUCAA
Oncorhynchus tshawytscha (Chinook salmon) is the source of this 556-nucleotide messenger RNA. RefSeq names its product cytoplasmic dynein 1 intermediate chain 1-like. The coding region runs from base 208 to 501 and encodes 97 amino acids. Lineage: Eukaryota; Metazoa; Chordata; Actinopteri; Salmoniformes; Salmonidae. Gene Ontology annotation, molecular function: dynein heavy chain binding; dynein light chain binding. Gene Ontology annotation, cellular component: cytoplasmic dynein complex. The record is from RefSeq and is a predicted model, not a curated record. The transcript is spliced from 3 exons. Gene Ontology annotation, biological process: transport along microtubule.